Phalaenopsis equestris is the source of this 1504-nucleotide messenger RNA. RefSeq names its product acetyl-CoA acetyltransferase, cytosolic 1-like. The transcript has 14 exons. NCBI's taxonomy places the organism in Eukaryota, Viridiplantae, Streptophyta, Magnoliopsida, Asparagales, Orchidaceae. Gene Ontology annotation, biological process: fatty acid beta-oxidation. Gene Ontology annotation, molecular function: acetyl-CoA C-acetyltransferase activity. The record is from RefSeq and is a predicted model, not a curated record. The coding region runs from base 112 to 1335 and encodes 407 amino acids.
ACGGGAGCUCGCCGGAGAAGGCGACAGGCGGCUUGCGAGGAAGAAGUGGAGUUUGUGACACGUGAGGAUUUAGGGUCUUAAUUAACAGGUUGGCAACUUAACCUUUGCUCCAUGGCUUCAGCAGCGGUUCAUGAUGAAUUGAAAGCAAGAGAUGUUUGCAUUGUCGGUGUUGCUCGCACACCCAUCGGAGCGUUCCUUGGUUCGUUGUCAUCUUUAUCUGCAACAAAACUUGGAUCGAUUGUCAUUGAGAGUGCUUUAAGAAGGGCAAAUGUUGAUCCAACACUCGUACAAGAAGUUUACUUUGGGAAUGUUUUGAGUGCAAACUUGGGGCAAGCUCCAGCAAGACAAGCUGCACUGGGAGCUGGAAUACCAAACAAUGUCGUCUGCACAACCAUUAACAAAGUUUGUUCAUCCGGAAUGAAGGCAACUAUGAUUGCAGCACAAAGUAUUCAGUUGGGUAUUAAUGAUAUAGUUGUGAGUGGUGGCAUGGAGAGCAUGUCAAAUGCCCCAAAGUAUUUAGUAGAUGCAAGGAAGGGAUCUCGAUUUGGAAAUGAUACCAUUAUUGAUGGAAUGCUUAAAGAUGGACUAUGGGAUGUGUACAACGACUUUGCCAUGGGCGUGUGUGCUGAACUAUGUGCUGAUCAACAUUCAAUACCAAGGGAUGAGCAGGAUGCUUAUGCCAUUCAGAGUAAUGAGAGAGGAAUAUCUGCUUCUAAAGGAGGCGCUUUUUCCUGGGAAAUAACACCGGUUGAAGUUUCAGCGGGUAGAGGGAAGCCUUCUGUCAUUGUGGAUAGAGAUGAGAGCCUCGACAAAUUUGAUCCUAUCAAACUAAGAAAGCUUCGGCCCAGCUUUAAGGAGAAUGAUGGCACUGUAACUGCUGGAAAUGCAUCUAGUAUAAGUGAUGGUGCUGCGGCCUUGGUAUUAGUUAGUGGAGCGAAGGCCAAAGAGCUAGGACUGCAAGUCAUAGCAAAAAUCAGAGGAUAUGCAGAUGCUGCUCAGAACUUUUUACAAGAACUUUUUACAACAGCACCAGCACUUGCAAUACCGAAAGCUAUUUCCAAUGCUGGUUUGGAGGCUUCUCAAAUUGAUUUUUAUGAAAUAAAUGAAGCUUUUUCUGUUGUUGCUGUGGCCAAUCAGAAGCUCCUUAAACUUCCUUCUGAAAAGCUGAAUGUCCAUGGCGGAGCGGUAUCUCUUGGACACCCCCUGGGGUGCAGCGGAGCUCGCAUUCUUGUUACAUUAUUAGGGGCUCUCAGAUAUAGAAAUGGGAAAUAUGGAGCUGCUGGGGUUUGCAAUGGUGGUGGGGGAGCAUCUGCUCUUGUAUUAGAGCUCAUGUAAGGAAUUCUGAAUUUUUGGUGAGGCUUUCUUUCCUGUUUCAGUCUCCCUUACCAAAUAAGGUUUUAUCAAACCACCAGUUGUUAGGUGACUUUGUGGUGUCAUUUAAUCUCAAUGGCAACAUCUUGGACUUGUUUUCUGAGCAAUUUUAAUAAAACACCUCUUUUUUUUU